AUGCCAGAUAAACAGUUACUCGAAUAAAUCAAUCAAGUCGUGAAAGCGAAACCUCACAAUUAUUAAAUCCAACUGCACAAAUCUUUCCCCACAAAAAGAUAUGCAAUACACCAGAUAUCAUAGUAUGACUUCGUCAACUUGGUUCAGUAGUACAUGCUUAGUACAGAGCGAAGUUCAUCCCGCAAAAAUUAGAAAAAAUGACACAAAUUCAAAAAGAUAAGGAAUCAAGAGAAGCUUCAGCAGAUCUAGAACUCGCCAAGGAAUUGUUGGAAAAUUGCAAUGAGAGUAAAAUUGAAAACCCACAAAAAUAUGCAGAAAAAUAUCGCCUCUGGUUUUCAAAACGAUUUCUAGUACUGAUUCUAAUGUUCAGUGGAUAUUUCUUCGCGGUAUCGUUGAAAGUCAGCGUAAACAUAAUCAUUAUCGAGAUGACAACGAAUAAAAACAUCACUGUUGACAAUGAAAUCGUUCAAAAAGAAGCUGAGUUUGAUUGGGAUUCGAAAACCAUAGGAUUAGUUCAAGGAUCACUUAAUUACGGGUUGUUCUUCGCAGCAUUCGGAGGAUAUCUAGCCACCAAGUUUGGAGGUUCAGUCACCUACGGGGUCGCAACAGCAAUCGAGUCUGCGUUAACUAUCCUGAAUCCUAUGUUUAUAGAGUGGGGUGUAUUUGCUUUCAUCGCAUGUCGUGGCUUGGUUGGUUUAUUUGAUGGUUUUGCUUAUGCCAGCACUGCAGAGGUAUUUUCACGUUGGAUACCAGAAAAAGAAAGAUCAAUGUUCAUGGCAAUAAUAUUUUGUGGAGUGUACAUCGCCGUUGCAGUAUCGUAUCCUGUCUACGGAUACGUGGCGUAUUAUUGGGGAUGGCGAAUGAUAUUUUACAUUUCUGGAGGAAGUACUCUGAUUUGGUCCAUAAUCUGGUUAAUCAUCGUGAAAAACGAACCAUCUGCAGAUAACUUCAUUUCAAAAAAGGAAAAAUUAUACAUCAUAAGUGCGACUGAAACAACGCCAAGAGAAGAGGUCGUUCACCCUUAUUGGAAAAUUAUCACUUCACCUGCAGUUUGGGCCUUGGGAGUAGGAAAACUGACUUAUAGUUUUGGAUUCUUCAUAAUAGUUGGAUGCCUACCUCUUUAUGUGAAAGACGUAUUACAUGUAGACGUGAAUGAAGUAGGGGUGAUUUCAUCGAUUCCAAACUUUGCCUGCAUAUUUAUGACACCUUUAGCUGGAGCUAUAAUGGAUUACUUGCAGAAUAACACCAAAUUGAAACCAAAUCAAAUACAUAAAAUAAUGAUGACAUUCGGAUACACUACCUCGUCAAUUCUAUUCGUCAUCGUUGCCUUUUGCAACAGUUUUACAGUAUCGAUGGCAUGCUUCAUCAUGAUUAAACUUUUUCUGUCAUUCAAUUUUCUCAUCCUACAAUUGGUCUGCCUUUAUUUGGCACCAAAGCAUUCCAGCAUUCUAUUGGGAAUAUCUGCAUUUUGGUACGUCAUCAGUCAAAUUAUAAUGCCUACUGCCGUGGGAUUCAUAGUCGUGGACCGUACUCUUCAAGAAUGGAAUCUAUGUUUUUUAUUGACUGCCGGUGUCUUGAUGCUUGGAGCUAUCGUCUACCUGAUUUACGGUUCGAGCGAACUUCAACCUUGGGCUGUAUCUGAUAUUCAUGAUAAAAAUACACACUUGACUGAACAUAAUGACCAUUGCAGUAAAAAAUAAAUAUUUUUACUAAAUAUAAUCAACCUAUUGACUGAAUAAAUGAUGAUAGCAGUAAGAAAAUAA
Planococcus citri (citrus mealybug) is the source of this 1763-nucleotide messenger RNA. RefSeq names its product sialin-like. Gene Ontology annotation, molecular function: transmembrane transporter activity. The transcript has 10 exons. Gene Ontology annotation, cellular component: membrane. Gene Ontology annotation, biological process: monoatomic anion transport; transmembrane transport. The record is from RefSeq and is a predicted model, not a curated record. The coding region runs from base 198 to 1700 and encodes 500 amino acids. Lineage: Eukaryota; Metazoa; Arthropoda; Insecta; Hemiptera; Pseudococcidae.